AUGGCAGACGCCUAUGUUUACGAUGCGGUGCGCACGCCGCGCGGCCGCGGCAAGAAGGACGGCUCGCUGCACGAAGUGCCGACGCCGCGCCUUGGCGCCAAGGUGCUCGAAGCGCUGCGCGACCGCAACGAACUGGACACGACGAAGGUCGACGAUGUGAUCUUCGGCUGCGUCGAUCCGGUCUAUGAGGCCGGCGGCGACAUCGCGCGCGCGUCCGUUUUCGAGGCAGGCUAUGCGACCGAGGCGCCGGGCAUGCAGAUCAACCGCUUCUGCGCGUCGGGCCUGGACGCCAUCAAUUUCGGCGCGGCGAAGAUCGCGCAGGGCGCCGACGACAUCGUCAUCGCCGGCGGCGUCGAAUCGAUGAGCCGCGUCGGCAUGGGCGCGUCGGGCGGCGCCUGGUACAUGGACCCGUCCGUGAACAUCCCGGCCUACUUCAUGCCGCAGGGCGUGUCGGCCGACCUGAUCGCGACCAAAUACGGCUUCUCCCGCGACGAUGUGGAUGCCUAUGCCGUCGAGAGCCAGAAGCGUUCCGGCGAAAGCUGGGAGAAGGGCCAUUUCAAGAAGUCGGUGAUCCCGGUGAAAGACCAGAACGGGCUGACCAUUCUCGAUCAUGACGAGCACAUGCGUCCGGGCACGGACAUGCAGUCGCUCGGCCAGCUCAACCCGUCCUUCGUCAUGCCCGGCCAGAUGGGCGGCUUCGAGGCGGUCGGCAUUGCCGGCCAUCCGGAGGUCGAAGCCAUCAACUAUGUUCACCAUGCCGGCAAUUCGUCCGGCAUUGUCGACGGCGCGGCGGGUAUUCUGCUCGGCUCGAAGAAGGGCGGCAAGAUGAUGGGCCUUGAGCCGCGCGCCAGGAUCAAGGCGUUCGCCAAUAUCGGCUCUGACCCGACGCUGAUGCUGACCGGCCCGGUCGACGUUACCGAGAAGCUGCUCAAAAAGGCCAGGAUGACGCUCGACGACAUCGACCUGUUCGAGCUGAACGAAGCCUUCGCCGCGGUCGUGCUGCGCUACAUGCAGGCCUUCGACAUCGACCACGGCAAGAUGAACGUCGCCGGCGGCGCGAUCGCCAUGGGCCAUCCGCUCGGGGCCACGGGCGCGAUGAUCUUCGGCACCGUGCUCGACGAACUCGAACGCCGCGAUCUGAACACCGCGCUCGUGACGCUGUGCAUCGGCGCCGGCAUGGGCACGGCGACGAUCAUCGAGCGGGUUUGA
Messenger RNA from Effrenium voratum, 1209 nucleotides. NCBI's taxonomy places the organism in Eukaryota, Dinophyceae, Suessiales, Symbiodiniaceae. The record is from the annotation of a GenBank genome assembly.